CUCUCACACUUUUCUCUGGUUUCAACUUUCAAACACAAAAUCAAAACCACCUUCUAAAAUCAAUAAUUAUAAUAAUUAUAAUAAUUCCAUUCUCCACAAUCCAAAACCUCAAUUCACACAACAAACUACUCCGUUUGAUGUUCCACCAGUUAAAACUUAAGUGAUCGUUUUCCGUCACCUUUUCUCAAAAACUUUAUUUUCCAGCGAUAUGGUUUCCGGCCAGACCGUGGUUGUUACGGGCGGACCCACCGAGAAAACCCACCGUACACGGUGGUGGCGCGUGCACGAUAAUGGCGGCGCUUCAUCUACUAUCUCAUUUCUGUGUGUUUCAUUUAUGUUGUUCAGUUCAAUUGGUUUGUUGUACACCAACAUGAUGUACAACGGGAAUAACUACGAAAGCGGUUCAGUGGGUUGUCAACCUGACAGUGAAGGUUCGUGGGCUAUCGGAGUUUUCUAUGGUGAUUCGCCGUUUUCGCUUAAACCGAUUGAAGCUAUGAAUGUUUGGGAGAAUACGAGUGCCGCAUGGCCUGUGGCUAACCCGAUUGUGACGUGUGGGUCGGUUACGGGUUCUGGGUACCCCAGUAAUUUUGUUGCUGACCCGUUUCUGUAUCUUCAGGGAGACGUUCUCUACUUGUUCUUUGAGACCAAGAAUUCGAUCACCAUGCAAGGUGAUAUUGGGGUUGCGAGAAGCAUGGACCAUGGCGCGUCAUGGGAACAAAUGGGUGUCGUGUUGGACGAAGAAUGGCAUCUCUCGUAUCCAUACGUGUUUGACUACAAUGGUCAAAUAUAUAUGAUGCCCGAAGGAAGUAAAAAGGGUGAUCUACGGCUUUACAGAGCAGUCGAGUUUCCAUUGAAAUGGAAACUCGAAAAAGUCAUCUUGAAACGCCCUCUAAUCGAUUCGUUUAUCGUGAAAUACGAAUCGAGAUACUGGCUUUUCGGUUCGGAUCAUAGUCGAAUCAGCACCAAAAAGAACGGAGAGCUUGAGAUAUGGUAUAGCAACACGCCCUUUGGUCCAUGGAAACAACAUAAGAAAAACCCUGUUUACAACACGGACAAAAAAACUGGAGCUCGAAACGGAGGUCGGCCCUUUUUCUACAAUGGUAACAUGUACCGGUUGGGUCAAGAUGACGGUGAAACAUACGGUAAACGUGUUCGUGUCUUCAAAAUUGAAGUUCUUAACCCUUACAAUUACAAGGAAGUUGAAGUCGAUUUAGGGUUCGAAAAACCGACCAAAGGUAAAAAUGCGUGGAAUGGUGCUCGAUCCCAUCAUCUAGAUGUGCAACGGUUAAAUUCCGGUAAGUGGAUCGCAGUUUCAGAUGGGGACCGAACCCCGUCUGGUGACAUGACAAGAAGAAAAAUUGUUGGGUGGUUGUUGAUCUUAGCCGCUGGUUCGCUAGUUUUCGUAAUGGGUAUGUUGCUCGGGUUCGUGAGGUGCAUUGUCCCGCUAAGUUGGUGCCCACAUAGUAUAAAUAAAAGAAGUGAUUCGCUUUUGGUUUGGGGGCGAUCAAGCUUGUUGGCAUCUCGGUUAAGACAUUACUUGAGCCGGUUGAACCGCUUGAGUUCGGUUCUUCGGUGCAAGAUGAACCCGAAAACGAGCCUUGGUCGGUUUGCAUUUGUUGUCCUCUUGAUUGCUUCCAUUGGGUUGAUGUUUGUUGGAAUCGGAUACAUAUAUGGCGGAAGUGGUGGUCACGAGUCAUACGCCAUUAACCACCAGUAUUCUCAGUUUACGAUGUUAGCCAUGACCUACGAUGCCCGAUUAUGGAACUUGAAAUGGUACAUAAAACAUUACUCGCAGUGCCCCUCGGUUCGUGAGAUCGUGGUGGUGUGGAACAAAGGGACACCACCAGAUCCAACCGAGUUUGACUCGUCAGUCCCAGUGAGAAUCCGUGUUGAGGAAAAGAACUCAUUAAACAACCGGUUCAAAAUCGACCCGUUGAUAAAAACUAGAGCCGUCCUCGAGCUAGACGAUGACAUCAUCAUGAGCUGUGAUCACAUCGAACGCGGGUUCAAAGUAUGGAGGGAGAAUCCGGACCGGCUAGUCGGGUUUUAUCCACGCCUUGUCAACGGGCUGGGACCGUUGGAGUACCGAGGUGAGAAACAUGCUCGAAAAUUCAACAGGUAUAACAUGAUUUUGACGGGUGCAGCCUUUAUGGAUAAUCAAGCGGCGUUCAGGCGGUACUGGAGUGAGGAAGCUGCAGCAGGGCGGGCUGUGGUGGACGAGUUUUUCAACUGUGAAGACGUGUUGAUGAAUUUCUUGUAUGCGAAUGCAACAUCGUCGGGGACAUCUGUGGAGUAUGUUAAACCAGCUUGGACUAUCGAUACUUCAAAGUUCUCAAGGGUCGCGAUCAGUGAAAACACUCAAGCGCACUAUCGCGUGCGAAGUAAGUGCUUAGAGAGGUUUACCACAUUGUACGGCGGGAUAUCCAGCAGAAUGGUGGAGUUUCGGAGGAGGAAGGACGGGUGGGAUCAAUAGCACCACCACCGGCCUCAAGACAAUGUACAUUUUGGUUGUUUUUUAGAAGUGUGGUUUAUUUUAUUUAUUAAAAAUGAAUGUUUUGUGUGAGGUCAAGUGUGGAGGUUAGCAGAUUAGGUUGUGUGUUUAGGUGGAAAGUGAAGUUUGUACAUACAUACCUUUGAAGACUUUAUUUCAGGGUUGUUGAAUUGAGGAUCAAAGGUUCAACAAAUUACAUCA
Helianthus annuus (common sunflower) is the source of this 2692-nucleotide messenger RNA. Its product is annotated as glucosamine inositolphosphorylceramide transferase 1. The coding region runs from base 209 to 2473 and encodes 754 amino acids. The record is from RefSeq and is a predicted model, not a curated record. The transcript has 4 exons. NCBI's taxonomy places the organism in Eukaryota, Viridiplantae, Streptophyta, Magnoliopsida, Asterales, Asteraceae. Gene Ontology annotation, cellular component: membrane. Gene Ontology annotation, molecular function: glycosyltransferase activity.